CGUACGGUAAACGAACACAUAUACCAAAUGCUUGGCUGAGGAUCCUUCUGUGUCAGACAACAGUGUCCUUUUAUGGUUUCAUUCAAAACACUGUAAUCAAUGGCAACAUAAUACCAAUAAUCAAAUGAUCUUCAAAACCUAUGGCAUCACUGUGUUUAAACUCAUUUCCAGUUCCACCGUCAUCUCUUCCUCGCAAACCAACAGAAACUUCUCUUUCUUCUUCUUCAUAUCCUUCUUUGCUUGUUGAUAGCAACGACAACAACUACAAUCACAGUGCUUUGAAACCCAUUGUUGUCACUGGAGACCCCCCAACUUUUGUUUCUGCUCCUGGUCGCAGAAUUCUUGCUGUUGGAGACCUACAUGGAGAUAUUAAGCAAGCUAGGUCUGCUCUUGAAAUGGCCGGUGUAUUGAGCUCUGAUGGUCAAGACUUGUGGACUGGUGGAGAAACUGUGUUGAUUCAACUUGGAGAUAUACUAGAUCGAGGUGAAGAUGAAAUUGCCAUCUUAUCCUUGCUGCGAUCGUUGGAUAAACAGGCAAAAGCAAACGGUGGAGCUGUGUUUCAGGUAAAUGGAAAUCAUGAGACCAUGAAUGUGGAAGGGGAUUUCAGAUAUGUCGAUUCUGGUGGAUUUGAUGAGUGUAAUGAUUUCUUAGAAUAUAUGAAUGGCUCUGAAGAUGACUGGGAACAAACUUUUACUUCCUGGGUUGAUGUCUCUCAAAGGUGGAAAGAAGAUCGAACAAUGUCAAAAAGUUAUUGGGGAACUUGGAAUUUAUUGAAGAGGCAAAAGGGAGUCAUAGCCAGAUCAGUCCUCUUUAGGCCUGGUGGGCCUCUUGCACGUGAGCUUGCAAGGCAUUCUGUUGUACUUAAGGUCAAUGACUGGCUCUUCUGCCAUGGUGGACUUCUUCCUCACCAUGUUGCAUAUGGUUUAGAGAGGAUGAAUAAAGAAGUGUCUGAGUGGAUGAGAGGUCUUUAUGAGAACGACAAUGCUCCCAAAAUGCCUUUCAUUGCCACUAGGGGCUAUGAUAGUGUUGUUUGGAAUCGUUUAUACUCAAGAGAUGCACCAGAUUUGGUGGACUAUCAAGCUAAACAGGUAAGUUCCAUUCUUGACGAGACACUGCAAGCAGUUGGUGCUAAAUCAAUGGUGGUCGGGCAUACUCCUCAAACUACAGGUGUAAAUUGUAAAUACAAUUGUAGCAUAUGGCGUAUAGAUGUUGGAAUGUCCAGUGGAGUUCUUAAUUCAAGACCAGAGGUUCUAGAAAUUAUAGAUAAUCAAGCAAGAGUUAUAAGGUGCAAAAGGGACCGACACAGUGAACUUCAAGCUGCUGCAUAUACUUAAGGGACAAACAAAAUGAUUUUACAGGAGGUAACAUUGGCAAAUUUAUCCUAUUCCUGCCACUUAUUAGUUGUUUGAUUCCCAUAGGCUAUGUGAAGACAGGAUCAGUAUACCAAUUUUGGCAACCAAACAAAUCCUGAGAAAUUCCAAGCCAGACAUUGAUGUUUCCAGUGAGAUGUAAUCUUUGUGACUGGCUUGAAGACAGAUGAAAAUAGCAUCUACAAAAGGGAAAGAAGGAAAAAGGAGAGGAUAAAAUAAUCCAAACACUGUACAUUGUACUUCUAAAUAAGUUGAAUUAUCACCAAUUACAUUAACCAGUCAACGUAUGCAUGUUCUCUAACUAAUAAUAUUUGUUCUCAUUUCACACUCUUA
Messenger RNA from Vigna radiata var. radiata (mung bean), 1703 nucleotides. RefSeq names its product shewanella-like protein phosphatase 1. The record is from RefSeq and is a predicted model, not a curated record. Gene Ontology annotation, molecular function: hydrolase activity. Bases 141 to 1334 code for a protein of 397 amino acids. NCBI's taxonomy places the organism in Eukaryota, Viridiplantae, Streptophyta, Magnoliopsida, Fabales, Fabaceae. The transcript is spliced from 10 exons.